Exophiala viscosa is the source of this 949-nucleotide messenger RNA. Its product is annotated as 60S ribosomal protein L16. Gene Ontology annotation, molecular function: mRNA binding; structural constituent of ribosome. Gene Ontology annotation, cellular component: ribosome; cytosolic large ribosomal subunit. The transcript has 3 exons. The record is from RefSeq and is a predicted model, not a curated record. Gene Ontology annotation, biological process: negative regulation of translation; translation. NCBI's taxonomy places the organism in Eukaryota, Fungi, Ascomycota, Eurotiomycetes, Chaetothyriales, Herpotrichiellaceae. The coding region runs from base 341 to 949 and encodes 202 amino acids.
GUUCAACCGGGCAGUGGUCUUCUUCCACGUGAUUUUGCCAAGGAUUCACAAAAGCCAAAAUCGAGAUUCCGCUUCGGCCUUGGCAUGGCACACAAUCGCUGGACCGCACCUGCCGAUGCACUUUAGAACGUCGAACUCGAUUAUUGAGAAACUUGUUGUUUGACCAACGACAAAAAAACCAACAACUCUCGCCAAUUUCUGCGAUUUCAAUCCCCAUCGACUCUUUGCAGCUGAUCUGGGGGCAAGAUGUCGACAUUCGAGCCUGUCGUAAGUGCCGCCCAAGGACUCCCAAGGUUAUGCGAAGCAGGAUGCGCAAUGGUGGUUUGGAAAGGACCGCACAAUGGCUGACACGGGCUUUGAUCAGGUUGUCAUCGACGGCAAGGGACACUUGCUCGGUCGUCUCGCCAGCACAGUCGCAAAGCAGCUCUUGAACGGCCAGAAGAUCGUCGUGGUCCGAUGCGAGGCUCUCAACAUCUCUGGCGAAUUCUUCCGUGCUAAGCUGAAGUACCAUGCCUACCUCCGAAAGAUCACUCGAUUCAACCCAACCCGAGGCGGUCCAUUCCACUUCCGCGCACCAGCCCGCAUUUUCUACAAGACCGUCCGCGGCAUGAUGCCACACAAGACCGCACGAGGUGCCGCCGCUCUGGAAAGACUGAAGGUCUUCGAGGGUGUCCCUCCCCCAUACGACAAGAAGCAGCGCAUGGUUGUGCCCCAAGCUCUGCGGAUCCUCAGAUUAAAGCCUGGCCGCAAGUAUUGCACAGUUGGCCGAUUGGCUCACGAGGUGGGCUGGAAAUACCAGGACGUUGUUGCUAGACUCGAGGAGAGGAGAAAAGUCAAGGGUGCCGCAUACUACGAGCGCAAGAAGAUCGCCAGAAGACAAAACGCCGAAGCGACCAAGUCGUCGAGCGACUCGAAGACCAAGGAGAAGUUGGCCGCUCUCGGCUACUAG